AUUGGGCCUUUACCAUUUUCAGCAGGCAACAGCUUACAGCAGCCAUGUGGAAAAUACCGAGGAGGUUUUCACUCACUAUUGUGUUGCUUUCCCAAGGAUCCACUGGAUGAUGUUGAGACUUGGAGUGAGUCUGUGGACAAAGUCCUCAGUUGUAAAGCUGGCCAGAUAGCUUUCCGAGAGUUCCUGAAGUCCGAAUACAGCGAGGAGAACAUUCUGUUUUGGCUCGCCUGCGAGGAGUAUAAAAAAAUCAAGACGGUGCCAGAGAUGAUCUCCUCUGCCAACAGGAUCUAUUCAGAGUUUGUCCAAACAGAAGCACCCAGACAGAUCAACAUAGAUUGCAGUACCCGAGAAAACAUAACAAAGAACAUCUCCCAGCCCUCCCUGACUUCAUUUGAUACGGCACAGAAGCUCAUCUACAGUCUGAUGGCCAGGGAUUGCUACCCACGCUUCCUCAAAUCUGACAUCUAUCAGGGACUCCUGAGGAGAACCGAUUCAAGGUGA
Molecule: messenger RNA, 501 nt
Organism: Epinephelus fuscoguttatus (brown-marbled grouper)
Lineage: Eukaryota; Metazoa; Chordata; Actinopteri; Perciformes; Serranidae
Product: regulator of G-protein signaling 21-like
Exons: 4
Source: RefSeq, a predicted model, not a curated record